CCCGCCCCACAGUCCUGGCCAGCGUCCCGGUGCGCACGGACGUGGCUCGAGUUUCCUCCGCUCUGGGCUCCUGCUCGCUCUCCCCUCUCUCGCUCCUCCUUCUCUCCCAGUCUCCCGCUCCAACUCCACCCGGCCGGCCCCGCACGGCUCCGGGAAGCCAUGGAGGAUGUCACGCUCCAUAUCGUCGAGCGGCCGUAUUCCGGAUUUCCCGAUGCCUCCUCCGAGGGCCCGGAGGCUAUCCCAGGGGAGGCACCGGCCACGGAGGAGCCGUCGGGGACUGGCUCUGACGAGCUGAUCAAGUCGGACCAGGUAAACGGUGUACUAGUGCUGAGCCUUCUGGAUAAAAUCAUCGGCGCCGUUGACCAGAUCCAGCUGACCCAAGCCCAGCUGGAGGAGCGACAGGCGGAGAUGGAGGGUGCCGUGCAGAGCAUCCAGGGCGAGCUGAGCAAGCUGGGCAAGGCUCACGCCACCACGAGCAACACGGUGAGCAAGCUGCUGGAGAAGGUGCGCAAGGUCAGCGUCAACGUGAAGACGGUGCGCGGCAGCCUGGAGCGCCAGGCCGGCCAGAUAAAGAAGCUGGAGGUCAACGAGGCGGAGCUGCUGCGCCGCCGCAACUUUAAAGUCAUGAUCUACCAGGAUGAAGUCAAGCUGCCCGCCAAACUCAGCGUCAGCAAGUCGCUGAAGGAGUCGGAGGCGCUGCCGGAGAAGGAGGGUGACGAGCUGGGCGAGGGCGAGCGGCCCGAGGAGGACGCCGCGAUCGAGCUGUCCUCCGACGAGGCGGUGGAGGUGGAGGAGGUCAUCGAGGAGUCCCGCGCCGAGCGCAUCAAGCGCAGUGGCCUGCGGCGCGUGGACGACUUCAAGAAGGCCUUCUCCAAGGAGAAGAUGGAGAAGACCAAGGUGCGCACGCGCGAGAACCUGGAGAAGACGCGCCUGAAGACCAAGGAGAACCUGGAGAAGACGCGGCACACGCUGGAGAAGCGCAUGAACAAGCUGGGCACGCGCCUGGUCCCCGUGGAGCGACGCGAGAAGCUGAAGACGUCGCGCGACAAGCUGCGCAAGUCCUUCACGCCCGACCACGUGGUGUACGCGCGCUCCAAGACCGCCGUCUACAAGGUGCCGCCCUUCACCUUUCACGUCAAGAAGAUCCGCGAGGGCGAGGUGGAGGUGCUGAAGGCCACCGAGAUGGUGGAGGUGGGCCCUGAUGACGACGAGGCUGGCGCGGAGCGCGGCGAGGCCACCGACCUGCUGCGCGGGAGCAGCCCCGACGUGCACACGCUGCUGGAGAUCACCGAGGAGUCAGACGCCGUCCUGGUGGACAAGAGCGACAGCGACUGAGCAGGACUCUCGGGGGGCUCUGCCCUGGAGGCCGGCGCCUGACCCUGCCGCUCCCUGACCCCCCACCCCUGCCCAGCUCCUUUCUCUUUUCAAACUUUCUAUUUCGCAUUCUCCUCAGCCCCAGUCUGGUUGAGCUUUUUCUAAGCUGAAAACACAUCCCUUGGAAGAGCGCCCCAUUCAGAGCACAAGCCUUAGGCCGAAGGGAGGUGGGCUCCCACAAUGGACAGCCUCAAUCUGGACACAGUCUGGGUAGGAAGUGGGAAGAAUGGCCCAUGUCCAGGCUGUCCUGGUCUAGGACGCCUUUUCUUAGCUCUCUUAGUUGGGUCCUGUCGGGGUAUCUGCCUCCCCCUCGGCCUCUCCACCACAGCUUCAUACUCAGCGGCACCAUUCCCGCUUCCUGAGCUGUUCUAUCUUAGCCGCAUCCCAGGAGACGCUAAAGCCAAAAUAUCUGCAAGAGGAAAGAGUGAAUCCUAAAGACAACCCUUGUAGGGACAGCCUUUUAGUGCUAGCUUGCUAUCUCAGCUACCUGGGAGGCUGAGGCGGGAGAAUUGAAAAUUCAGGGCCUGUCUGGGCUAUAGAGUGAGUUCAAAGCCAGCCCAAGUAAUUCAAUGAGACCCUGUUUCAAAAUAAGAAGAGAUGGCUGGGGUGUAUCAGUGAGAGAGCCCAUGCUUAGAAGGUGGUCGGAGCAAUUCAGAAUACCAUGAAGAAAGAAAAUGUGUCGGGAGACCUUUGCUCCCAUGGGAGGUAUCCCACUGGAAGACCUGAGGGCCUUUGGGGGAACCUAAGUCAAUAGGGUGGGGUGGAGGCAGAGUGUGCCUUGACCCUGGAUAAAGGUCCUACCAAAGUAAGCAGGGGGCGGCAAGCAGAGCCCAGGAAAAGAUGGGAUGUGUGUGUGUGUGUGUGUGUGUGUGUGUGUGUGUGUGUGUGUGUGUGUGGACAUGUACAAGUCUACAAAAUCUGCACACAGGAGCACAUGAGUAUGGCUUUGGGAAGAAAGGGGAAAAUAGGAGAAAGUUGAAAUGGAAUAAGAAAGAAAUGCCCUCAUUAGCAACACAAAGAAACUGAAGCAAGAACCCCACUUUCAUAGGGUCUUAGGACGUAGAAUGGCUUCAGGAAUAGGAGGGCAGUGAAUUCUAGAAAGUGUCUUCCAAAGGGAGGUAAGCCAGGGUCUGGGAACUGCCUUCUGGGAAGCCUAGUUUUCCAAGCCCAGAAAAUUAGGAUUCCAGCAGGGGGCAGCAGCAAGCUGUGGAGAAUUGGCAAUUCCGGUGGGAAGUAAGAGAGCAAGCGAGCAAGGUGCUAAGGGCCGGCGCCCCAGCCCAGAGCAGAGAUUCCCAGGGGAACUGGGGAAGCAGGGCUUGCUGACUUGUCCACCCCAGUUCCCUUCCAGCAGCUUCUAGUGUGGGUCUUUCCCUAGUAAAGCUGCAGAACUUGCCAAGACCUCCGUAAGUUCCUUGCCUUUGGGGGCACCUUACCUGAGAGUUUGGCGGGCGGGGGUUGCUGCUUCUUGUUGGAGGCUUCAUUUCUAUAGUCAUUGACCAGGUUUUCUCCUGAGGGCACAGUGGUCCCCCCUUUCCCUACCCAUUAAAGGCUAGUCAGGAGCAAAGACAACACCUCCCGCAAAUGAUGGCUAGAGGCGGCUUCCUUCUCCCCUCCUACCUAGCUUCCCUGCUUUGCUUUUUAGAAUUGCAGCUAAUUGAUAUUUGGGGGGAGGUGUUGGGGGGGUGAAACCACAAACCUUUUAUACAAUACGAAGCUUUGCGGGUUUUUUUUUUUUUAAUUUUUAAUUUUCCUUUUUUUUCUUGGUUCCCUUCCCUCCUCCGAGUGAUUGAAGACACACCGCUGAGGAGGGCGGGAAAUGUAGGAUGAGGUCCCUUGGUGCUGGUGGGCGGAAGGGGCCUAAGUCGUGGGCAGAUACAGUUUCCUGUGGGCUCUAGGGGAGCUCCUCAUGUUGCUGUGUUCUGGUGAGCAGCCGGACCAAUAAACCUGCUUUUCUAAAAGGA
Messenger RNA from Peromyscus californicus insignis, 3335 nucleotides. It is a transcript of the gene Cavin1, whose product is annotated as caveolae associated protein 1. The record is from RefSeq and is a predicted model, not a curated record. NCBI's taxonomy places the organism in Eukaryota, Metazoa, Chordata, Mammalia, Rodentia, Cricetidae. Gene Ontology annotation, biological process: termination of RNA polymerase I transcription; transcription initiation at RNA polymerase I promoter. Gene Ontology annotation, cellular component: cytoplasm; caveola. Gene Ontology annotation, molecular function: rRNA primary transcript binding. The transcript has 2 exons. The coding region runs from base 160 to 1335 and encodes 391 amino acids.